This is a messenger RNA of Suncus etruscus (white-toothed pygmy shrew), 2994 nucleotides long. RefSeq names its product meiosis specific with coiled-coil domain (gene MEIOC). Gene Ontology annotation, biological process: meiotic cell cycle; female meiosis I; mRNA stabilization. The record is from RefSeq and is a predicted model, not a curated record. NCBI's taxonomy places the organism in Eukaryota, Metazoa, Chordata, Mammalia, Eulipotyphla, Soricidae. Gene Ontology annotation, cellular component: cytoplasm; nucleus.
AUGACAGGGCCUGGCGGUGGCGCGCGCGUCCCCUGCCCUGCCCUGCCUCGCCUCCCCUCCCUGGGCCUCCCUGAUGGCCUGAGGGGGCGACGGUGCGCGGGGCUGGCGGGCCCGUCGGGCGGCCGUUUGCUCGGUGACGCCCCGUCCCGUCCCCUCCCGUUGCUCCCGCAGCCCAAGGUGGCGGCGUUCCGGGGAGGCGCGCCCCGCGGCUGGAACCUGGGCGGCGCCGACGCGGGCCGGCUGAGCGACGUGUUCCACAGCGUGAUGCUGAGCGGCGCCCCGCCGCCCUUCUACGACGCCUACAAACCGCAGAGUGAAGACAGUGUUGAUCUUCGGCAGACCUAUACUCCACUUUCUUCAUCAACAGAAUAUUCCAGUUCUGUAGAUUCUCCACUUUUCUAUGCACCAUGGUCUACUUAUGGAGAUGAUAUUAAACAGCCUAAUUCUCUGAUCAGUGUAAAGAAUAGGAUUCAAACGGAAAGAAAUGACUAUGGCAGUGAAACAGAUUUAUAUGGACUUGUAUCUAACAUUUUGGAAGAACAAGAUAAAUCACAGACAUAUUUUGCUGAGGGGACCUGCUCCUCCAAUUUAAAGUCAGUUUGGCCAAUGAACACAACAAGCAGAUUUGCAGAUCACCAUGAACUCUUAACAGAAACCAAAAGAUCAAUAGAUACAGCCAUCUCUCAGCAAGCUUUUUACAGUAGUGAAUCUGUGUCAGCAGUGGAAAAACAAUAUUUGCACAAUAAUAAUAUCACACCAACACAACAAAAAAUAGAUGAGCUUUAUCAUGGAUUUACUGGUUUAGAACUUGAAGAACAAUGGAUGUAUCCCUCGCGAAGUGAUCAUUCUAACUGUUAUAAUAUUCAGACAAAUGAUACAGCCAAGACAACAUUCCAAGAAUAUCCUUUUAUCAAAAACUGUUUUACACCACAAACGGGUCUGUCUGAUAUCAAAGAAUCAGGAGUUGAGACAUAUCCUUACGGAAGAGAGAAAAUAUGUACUAAAAGUCUGGAAGCACCAUUACAACAAAAAAGGGCUGAGAUAUUCCUUUCUCAGUUUAAUAGAUACCAUGAGAAUGCAGAUUACUGUAGAUACCCAGAGUAUGCUCAUCCUCAUAAGGCUAAGAUUAGUAAGUGUUCAAAUUUUAGUGUCCAAGAUAAUAAAAAACUGGCCAAUGGUACACCUGAAUCGCCAACUGUAGAGGCAGAUACCUACACAAAAUUAUUUCAGGUUAAACCAGCAAAUCAGAAAAAAGUGGAGGAGACAAUACCUGACCAGCAGAAUUUCACAUUUCCAAAACCUACACCACACCUAACAGAAAAACAGCUCGCAAAGGAAACAGCAUUGACUGCUGAUUUUGGCUUAAAACCAGACUAUGGACUAAAAUCUCACACAUCUUGUCCAGCUAAUAAUGAUUUUGCUAAUGUCACUGAAAAGUCACAAUUUGCUAAACCUGAUCCCCCAAAUUCUGAUUAUUUUAAAUCAGUGAAUUUAUUAUCAAGCUCAGUAACAUCUCCAGGAGGAAUCAGUUUAAACAGACCAACUUGGUUGAAUAUCCAGACAAAAAAUAACACUCCUGUUCCUCAUAGAAAUCAAGGUAACUUGAUGAAAUUAAAUAGUCACUUAAAUAUAGCUUCAAAAGGUUCUAACCAUUCUUCCGAAUUCCCCCAAAUAUCAUCCACAAAUCUAACCCCAAAUAGCAAUUUGUUUCAGAAGUAUUGUCAAGAGAACCCUUCAGCAUUUUCUGUGUUUGAUUUAAAUUACAAUGGUGUAGAAAGAAUUCAGUCUAUCAAUCACAUGGAAGGACUGACAAAGACUGGAGAAGAAAAUCUCUUUGAAUCGGUUGCCGAUAAAAAAAUUAAGCAGCCAAAUGGAUUUUGUGAUAACUACUCAGUUCAGCAGUAUGGGAUCAUUGAAAAUGUAAACAAGCAUAACUUUCAAGCUAAGCCCCAGAGUGGACACUAUGACCCUGAGGAAGGUCCAAAGCAUUUCGAUGGCUUACCUCAAAGCAUGUACCAAGACCUGUUGGAGUCACAGGGUCAUUUUAAUAGCCACAGGCAGGGAAGCGGAGACAACAAUGUUACGACCCGUGUGACUCGCACACAGGCGUCAUGCUUUUCGAAUAAUUAUAUGAUGGGAGAUUUAAGGCACAAUCAGAGUUUUCAGCAACUUGGUUCAAGCGGGUUUCCCCUUAGAUCCACCCACCCAUUUAGUCAUUCUGUUGUUCCACUGAUGGAUGCCUAUGAUUUGUUUUCUUACGAUGACUUGAGCCAUUUAUACCCUUAUUUUAAUGAUAUGAUGUAUGGUGAUAAUUCCUUUUCUGGUUUCGUGCCGACUUUUGGAUUUCAAAGACCAGUUAAAACCCGUAGUGGACCAGCCAGUGAACUUCAUGUUCGUCUAGAGGAGUGUUAUGAACAAUGGAGAGCAUUAGAAAAGGAGAGGAAAAAGACUGAAUUGGCUCUUGCCAAGAAUUACCCAGGGAAAAAAGUAUCCAGUACUAACAAUACUCCAAUUCCACGGUUGACCUCCAACCCAUCAAGAGUUGAUCGCUUAAUUGUGGAUGAACUUCGAGAACAAGCAAGAGUUGUGACUUUACUAGGCAAAAUGGAACGUCUUCGAAGCUCUCCCCUUCAUGCCAAUAUCUCCACUGCUCUGGAUAGACACUUGGAGUCCAUUCAUAUUGUCCAGUCACGUAGAAAGGAUGAGAUUGUUAAUGCUUCAAAUCGACAGAGACAAGGAGUUCCUAGAUGCCAGGAUGACAGAGAUGUCUUUGCCCUUGCAUCGGCUAUUAAAGAGAUGUGUGUGGCAACUCGGAAAUCUCGUACUACCUUGUGGUGUGCACUGCAGAUGACCUUGCCCAAAACAGCCAGUACAGCUGGUCAAACAGAUGUGGAAAAGGCUUUACAAGAUAUAGUAAAUUGUGAAGAUAAAGUCCAUGAAAGCAUGAAUAGUAGCAAUCCAAUGAACCAGAGAGGUGAAGCAAACAAACAUUAA